This is a messenger RNA of Mycotypha africana, 2117 nucleotides long. RefSeq lists its product as uncharacterized. The record is from RefSeq and is a predicted model, not a curated record. The transcript has 3 exons. Bases 100 to 1920 code for a protein of 606 amino acids. Lineage: Eukaryota; Fungi; Mucoromycota; Mucoromycetes; Mucorales; Mycotyphaceae.
GACAAAAAGCUUAUCUUCGAUAUGAUACUUUGAGAGAAAUGAAUCAACUGUACAAUGAUCUGGACGAUUAUAUGACUCAAGAACGACUUCGAAGCAAACAUGAUGUUUCGGUUUCUUCGUCAGUCAAUACUUACCAUACGAAAAAGGAUGAAUUUUACUUUGAGCCUAAGCCCAACGAAAUUGAAGUGCUAUUUGCUGAUCCUCCUAUCUGUUUUUGUGGCAAAGUUGCCUCAAAGAGUUAUUCAUUGGAAUAUGGCCCCAUUCUCGAAUGUCAUCAGUACGCUAUUAAACCAUUGUCCAGUCACACUAUGGCUGACAACAGCUCUGCUAGCAGCGCUGCCACUGCAACUAAACCUGCUCUCGCCAGACUACAAAAAGAAAUUGUUUGUGGAUUUCAUGUUCAUGAGUACUCUUGGAAUAAAAUCAAACAUGAUCUCCAAACCAAGGGCAGUUGUUUUGAAAGCCUAUCAUAGAUCUUCAGACCACCGUCGAGGUCGUCAUCAUCGUGGUCAUACUUUUGAUGAUGAUGAUGAUGUUGAUGAUGAUGAAGACAAUUGUCCUCUUCAUGUUCAGCUGCAGUUUGCUUGUGUUAAUGGCGAAGUAGAUGGUGCCAAGAAAUGUGCGUUUGUUAUGGAUGCUAUUGAGGUGGCCUUUGACAAACCUUCAGUGCGUAUGCAUGCGUUGGUAGAUCAAGAAACUUACUGUUCUGCAAAGCAGCAAGCAAGAGAGGAUUAUUUCAAUAAGUUGGGAAACCAGAGUGACAGUAAGCAAGCACUGUUCAAGGAAGAGACUCAUCAUUUCGAUGAAGCGUAUAUAAACGAACAGAAAGAACGACACAUGCUGAAUCUGAUAUCCACGCUAAAUAGUCAUCCACAGCAACAGCAGCAGCAGCAGCAGCAGCAGGGAUUAGUGGAAAUAGUACCGCCUACUUUCCAUUAUCCUAGUACCGCUAAUAAUGUAGUAGAGCCAUCCAAUUCUCAAUCCAGUUCCUCCAAUUGUUCACCACCGCCAUUACAAACAACUUCACCUUAUACUACGCCUCCACAAACACCAUCUACAGCCACCACUGCCGUUAAUACGCCAAACAUAAUGACAGCAGUAGUCGAUACCCCGAAGAAGUCGAUGCCCACCAUGCUUUUUGUACCAACGAAUGUAAUGGCUAAACAGCAGCAGCAGCAACAAAAAAAGUUAUUACAGCGACAACAAUCACUGCCACAACCCGGUCUCAGUUCUUCGUCCUCUACAUCGAGCUCUUCUUCUUACAGCAAUCAUUCAGUUCACACCUCAUCUUCUGCUCCAGUUGGACCCAAUCCACUCUUUCAUAUACCCCAUCCUCCCAUGCCCCCCACCAAUACGGGUACAGCCCAUACUCCUCUUAGUCCUACUGCUACGACGAGUUCUCCAUUUUCUAAUAGCUGCAGCAGUAGCAAAAGUAGUCAUAGUAGCCUUGGUCAUUAUCGCCUUGCUCAUCUUGAUGAAUUAUCAAUACAUCAGAUACAAAAAGAGUGCGAAGUCAUGUUGAACAUGCUCAAGAUGAAGGAAGAAAAGUUCAGAAACACAUUUGCUGAGCAACAAACAGACAUUUAUCGUGGUAGGAACGAAACAGUGGAAGAAAGGUUUCUAAGAAAAAGUUGCCAAAAACGCCUUUCCGAUCUAGAAGAAGACAUUGUGAAGCUGUAUAAUGAGAAUGAAGUCUUGGGCAAUAAAUUACACAAGUUGGAAGAGGAAGAGAGGAUUCGUCGAGAAAAAAACGAUGAAUUGAUGAAUAACAAGUGUCGAGUGUGUUUUACACGUAACAUUGAAUAUUGCUUAGUACCUUGCGGUCAUUAUGCCUAUUGUGAAAGAUGUGUAAUGAAAUUGACUGAAUGUGCUAUUUGUAGACAUUCUAUUGAUAGACUUCAAAAGCUGUACACUUGUUAAAACUUCCCAUUCCAGCUUAAUCUAACUACUACUGUUCUAUCAUUUGUCAAAAUAUACCCCUUCUGUAGUCUUUCUCUUACAUCCUUAUUCUAUACACAUGUAUAUAACACAUAUAUGCAUUUCUUUAUAAUUAUCUUUACUUUUACUUACACAUUAUUAUAGCGUUGCUUAUUCUUUUCUUUUCCUAUUUUUCUUUA